AUGGAAGAAGGAUUUGAAAUGGCUACCAAUCAAAAUUUACUCUGCGUUGAUAUAACGAUGAUAGCUGACCUUUUCAAAACAAACCCUGACUUUCAAGAUCCAGAAGUAAGAUACGUUAAAACGAGCAAAUUGAUUAACGUUUGUGAUAAACCCUCGGAUAACCCCAAGAAACACCUGGAUAUUUGUGAAAUAUCUGGAACUUCCACAGAAACUGAAUCAGAAACAGAUAAUUGUAAUCCACGAAAUAUAUCUGAUGGAAUUUAUUUCAAUACAACUAACACUUACAGAUCAUCAAUAGAAAACAAGUCUUAUUCAAGUCCGUAUCUCGGUCCGAAUCAAACAUCCAAAGAGGUAGAAAUUCUAAAAACUGGUGGAGGGGACAAUACAAAGUACAAUAUGCUUUCUCCACAGGAUGUGAAGAUUUUAAGUCUUCUACAAGAAAAAUAUUUCUGUGUGGAUUCCAACGUUGUUAUGGAAAAUAACUUAGAAACUGAAAACACAUUUUUUACAACACCUUCAACAUCUAGGAAUUUCCAAUCUUGUGAUGAAUCCCUAAAGAGACCAUUGUCCCUAAAAGUAAAUGUAGGUCAAUUGACGGAUAAUGAUGGUGAUGAUCGCUUUACAUGUGAUGAAACUUCAGAUGAAACUAUAGAAAUUGUUUUUGAGGAAGAACAAUCACAGAGCUUGUUACAGUUCAGCUAUGACGAUAAUUUACCCCUGUCUGUGAUUAAAGAAAAUGAUAUAAUCAGAACUAUUUUAACGGAAGUUGUAGAAAAAGUAGUAGGCGUAGAACGACAACUAAAUUUUACAAAAGAGGGAACUGUAAGAAAACGAAAAAGGUAUGAUAUACCCCUUAAAGAUAGGAAGAAAAUGAAACUUAUAAAGAUCGUUGAUAAGCAUGAUUUAAAAGAAAACUGCAACGAAAACUGCAAGAAAUUAUGCCAAAAAAACAUAAACAGGGACAGACAAAAAUACAUUAACACAGAGUACUGGAAAUUAAAUAAGCAGGAACAAAAAAGUUUUAUAUUUAGUAAAGUUGAAAAAACGAUUAAGAAGGAAAGAACCAUGCAGUUUGUAAGAAUUUUUCUUUGGCCACAGUUGGCUAUGAUCUUUUUGAGGCACAUAUGUGAAGACACUUCAUCCCUUAAACCAAAAAUCGAUAACCGUGGACAAUUUAAAAGAGCAAAUAAAGUUAAUACAGAUAUUAUAAGAGACCAUAUCCAGACUUUUAACCCAAGCAUUCAUCAUUAUCGGAGAGAACACGCACCUCUAAGAUUAUAUCUGCCAACUGAUAUUAAUAUAAAAAUGAUGUAUGACGAUUUCAAAUUAAAACAUGGGAUGAACAUAUAUGAACUAUAUCGCAAAGAGGUUGCAGCAAUGAACAUUUCCUUCACUAAACUAGGACAUCAAGAAUGUUUCGCUUGUGAAACGUUUUCUUUGCAUUCUAAAGCCACAGGACAUACCAAAGAAACCGCAGAAGACACUUGUCAAGAAUGUACAACAUGGAAAGAGCACCAACAAAAAUAUCGGGAAGCACGUAAAGAGUACGCAAAGGAUGGCGCUAAAGAGGAUGAAUUAUGUUUCUCUGCAGACCUACAAAAGGAUUUCUUGGACUGCGUAAAAUCCUCUAAUUCUAAAAAAGUUAAUCUUAAGGAGGUUAAGCUGGAUGGUUUUUAUACUUUCACAGAUUACACAUAUCAGCAAACUUUGAAAAAAAUUGUGCCUAGACCUUAUCUUAGUGAUAUGGUAUUUGUUCGCUUCAACAAAGGAGAAAAACAUCUCCAAUAUAAAACUUCAUUUCAUGGAGAUUUUAUAGAUUUGAAGUUUUUAAUGGCAAAAUAUUAUAAAUGUUCCACUUUACCUGGCCCGGCGGUAAAAGAAAAGGAAAGGGGAAUCACCUCGGAAAGAAAAAAUAAUAUUAUUAAUAAAUUGGCUGAUAUAAUUCCCGAAAAUAGAAUGGCAUUUUGGCGAAACCUUGCUAAAACUAAUGAUGAAACAGAUUAG
This is a messenger RNA of Ceutorhynchus assimilis (cabbage seed weevil), 2004 nucleotides long. Lineage: Eukaryota; Metazoa; Arthropoda; Insecta; Coleoptera; Curculionidae. The record is from the annotation of a GenBank genome assembly.